Molecule: messenger RNA, 1950 nt
Organism: Archocentrus centrarchus (flier cichlid)
Lineage: Eukaryota; Metazoa; Chordata; Actinopteri; Cichliformes; Cichlidae
Exons: 3
Coding region: 674-1825 (383 amino acids)
Biological process (GO): SCF-dependent proteasomal ubiquitin-dependent protein catabolic process; protein polyubiquitination
Cellular component (GO): SCF ubiquitin ligase complex
Molecular function (GO): protein binding
Source: RefSeq, a predicted model, not a curated record
ACAACAAAAACAACAACAGAGCUCAGCUGUUCGGAGCUAACUAGCCGGCCUGGCUGCUCGGCGUCUUCUCAGCGGUUUGCCGUCGCUUUGUAUCCACAGCAGAGGUUUUAGCGCUGCUAAUGCGCCCGGCUGUGAAGGCGCGUUUAUAAAGCCUUCAGUUAUGCGUCGCAGUUGGGUUUAAUUUUAACCCCCUUUGUCUUCCCAGCUCUGGAUCGAGGGAGCCUGCUCGGCGUAAAGGUAACCGCCCGGACUCUUGUUUCCGUAACGGCGCAAAAACAAGUGCACAGUCUCCGCUGCAGCGCACAGACUAUUAAAGUGUGCGGAAACUGGCCGGUUACACUUGAGGGAAGCUGCGAGCGAAUAACGGAGCGGUCAAAGCGCCGCCGCUCAUGUUACACCGGCACGUUUGAGCCGCGCUGGAACCGCACACCUGCGCGCGACCUGAAGGUUUCUAACGUUACAAAAACCUCCAGGUUGUUGCGCUGUGAGUUCACAGGAGAAACACUAAAGCUGCACUUUUCUUCUUUUCUUGGAGUCCUUUCCCCUUCAGGCAACCUUCUGCUGAUUGGCUGCCCUGAGCAAACAGGAGGUUUGAGCGGCAGGCACUGAUGCAGCAAUGUUUAAGGCAGAGUCUGACCAGAACGCCACCCGGUGGAGACUCUGACCUCCACCAAUGACCACGAAUAUUCUUUCUUCAUCGUUCAUCAUGUCGCCACGAAAGAGAACCCUCGUCCCGGUGAGCAGCCGGCGGAAAGCAGCGGACGACUACUUCCCCUUCAACUUCCUGCCGGUAGAGUGCCAGCUGCACGUCCUGUGCUUCCUGAACGAGGUGGAUAAGUGCAGCUGCGCUCUGGUCUGCCUCAGCUGGAGCCGCCUCGUCCGCUCGUGGAAGCUGUGGCGGGUGGCCGACUACUCCCGUCGCGUCGGCUUCCAUCUCGGUCAGGAGGGGCUCCUCGUUUCCAACCGGGAGUUUGAAAGAUGGAAAUCGUGGGUCCACCAUUACACCUACCACCUGAUCUCGCGCCGGGCCAGCCUGCUGACGCUGAGGGCCAGCUUCGACCUGGGGGAUCGCUGCAACAAGUGGGGCGAGCUGCUGAGCCACCUGCUGGAUAACGUCCACUGCAGGGACCUCAGCCACCUCGACCUCAACUGGACGUUUACUCUUCUGGAGCCGCUCGACCUCAGGGUCCACUCCAGCUCCAGUUCACACCAGGACAGCAUCACCAAAAUGGACAAGGUGACUCGCUUCCAGGAGCUGCUGAGCAAACUCACCCAGAGCUGCCCGCGCAUCUCAAAGAUGCGCCUGCAUUUUGACUGGUCGGAUUUGUCCGUGUCGCUGCUCACUCAGUUCCAGCAGCUCAGAGUCCUCGAGCUCAAAUACUUCUGGGUCUUUAAAUGUGUGACUCCCUCAACGCUGCACAUGCUCAUCAAGUCCCUGCCUAACCUGAAGUCUCUGACUCUAAACAUCGUGGUGCCGCUGAGGAACCUCGGCAUCUCCUACACCCUGGAGUCUCAGUCUCUGGAGUUUUUGGACGUGUCUCCCAGCCGAGGCUUGGUCUUCUCCUGCCUCAAGCUGCCGACCCUGCGUGAACUUCGAGCCAAGAAGGUGGUCCUGCGUGUCACGCUGGACCGCAGGACCAGGCUGCGGAUCCAGAGCCGCUGGCCCUGCCUGUACCACGUCCUCCGGGAGGGGACGCCAAAGCUUCAGGCUCUGAACAACGAGAGGCUCCUCCCCACGUGGAGAGACGAGCGUUACGGGGAGCUAACUGCUAUCCUGGAGCAGUCCUGUUACUGUGUUCAGCAUCUAGACAGCUGGCUGUGGUAGUCAAACAGUUUAUGAAGUUCUUACAUUUAUCAGUUGGUAAAUUCUAUAAAGAAGCUAAAUGUUGUUUUUACACCAUGUUUUUACAUUUUUUUUAUUAUUAUUAUUUGAAUGAACUGAAGACUCAG